Brassica oleracea var. oleracea is the source of this 1422-nucleotide messenger RNA. Its product is annotated as protein DA1-related 6-like. The record is from RefSeq and is a predicted model, not a curated record. Lineage: Eukaryota; Viridiplantae; Streptophyta; Magnoliopsida; Brassicales; Brassicaceae. Gene Ontology annotation, molecular function: ubiquitin binding.
CCUCCUCCUCCUCCACCACUUAAAGAACAUAACAACAUUUCCUCUAGAGCGCCGUUGGAUGAAGAUGAUGAAGAGCGGAUUAUCCGGGAUAGUUCGAAGGAAACAAAGCCAUCUGAAGAUGAGGUGAUUCCUCCUCGUAGCAUGUGUGGUGGUUGCCACUUUGAGAUUGAACAAGGAGGAUCUGUGGAUGUUUUGGGUGUCCCUUGGCAUCCUGAAUGUUUCUCUUGUGGUGCUUGCCACAACCCAAUUUCUAUUGAAAACCAUGUUUCAAACUCAAGAGGCAAGUUUCACAGGGCCUGCUAUGAACGGUACUGCUAUGUCUGCAAAGAGAAGAAGAUGAAAAAUUACCAUAAGCAUCCUUUCUGGGAGGAGAGGUACUGCCCUGCUCAUGAAACUGAUGGAACUCACAAGUGUUUCAGUUGCGAGAGGUUAGAGCCUAGGGGAACGAACUUCGUAAUGCUUGAUGAUGGAAGGUGGCUAUGUCUAGAGUGUAUGUCAUCAGCAGUUAUGGAUACUGACGAAGUCCAGCCUCUGCACUUUGAAAUCCGUGAAUUCUUCCAUGACUUAAACAUGAAGGUUGAGAAAGAGUUUCCACUUCUUCUGGUGGAGAAACAAGCGCUGAAUAAAGCUGAGGAGGAAGAGAAGAUUGACAAUCAGCAUGGUGUGGUAACCAGAGGUAUUUGUCUCUCUGAAGAGCAGAUUGUCACAAAUGUGUCAAAAGGGCCGAAGAUGGGGCCGAACAAGCAGCUAAUAGGCUUGACCACGGAAUCUCAAAGGGUUGUCAGUGAGUUUGAGGUCACUGCAAUUCUCAUCUUAUAUGGACUUCCUAGGUUACUAACAGGAUACAUCUUGGCACACGAAAUGAUGCAUGCUUAUCUUAGACUCAAUGGAUAUAGGAAUCUGAACAACGUCCUGGAAGAAGGAAUAUGCCAAGUGCUAGGGCACAUGUGGUUGGAGUCUCAGACAUACGCUACUAUUGAUGCUGCUGCUGCAUCUUAUUCUUCGUCUUCCCAACCUCCUGGUGGAGCUAAUGCGUCAAAGAAAGGUGAGUGGUCUGAGUUCGAGAAAAAGCUGGUGGAGUUUUGCAAGAAUGAGAUUGAAACAGAUGAGUCAGCAGUCUAUGGUGAGGGGUUUAGGAAAGUUAACCAUAUGGUGACAAAUUCUAACCUCUAUGAAACGCUCCAAGAGAUUCUUCGUCGCCGCGGUUGAUUGAAGAAGACGAAGACGAUCCCCAGAUUCAAAAGUUUUGAAUCAUCCAUUUACCAAACAUACCAUAUAUGUAUUUUACACACAUAUGCACGUUUUCAGCAUUGUUUUUGUUAUUCAAUGAAGCUUUGUAUGUUUUGUUCUAAUGGGUCCAAUAAAGGCCCAUUGGUUCUGUUACUAAUAUCUCACGUAUUGAAUUAAUGGGCUUUUUAAUGA